AUGGGCAACCCGCUGCAGGUCCGCGUGUGGACUCUCGACACGGCGACGAAGGGGGUGCUGGUGGACAUGGCGGCCACGGUGCAGGACACGACGUCGCAGCUGAUCAAGGACUUCAGGCUCACGCCCGAGGCGCUGUCGAAACGGGACUGGAAGCUCUACGGCUUCCUGGGCACUGAGCAGUCCGCCUACCUGCGCUUCAAUGGAGCCGUCGGCACGCUGCUGCUGGAGCGCGACAACAUUUGCGACAUCAUGGCCAAGUUCGAGCUCGUGACACCCCCCAAGAGCAAGGAGGCCCUCCACUUCGUAUUCCAGGAGUCGAUGUCGCUCAACCCACAGAACGAACUCUCGGACCCGAUCGCCAACCAUCUGCUGUGCCACCAGGCGAUCGCUCUCGUGAACUCGGGCAAGCACCCCGUCACCGAAGGCGAGGCGGCGUACCUGUCGGCGCUGCAGUACUUCAUCCAGGUGUCGCGCACGGUCAAGGACCGAGGCCGCGCAUCGAUGGCGACUAAGAACAACGAGUUCAUGCAGGCCGUCCGUUUCCUGCCCCCGAAAUCGGAGACCGAGUGGUUGUUGGCGAUCUUUAACGAGUUCGAGGAUCUGGACAAGAACAUGUCCGUGCAGGUGGCCGAGGAGCUCUACCUCGCCACCGUCAGGAGGUGGAAGUACUACGGCUCCACCAUCUUCUUCUGCGAGAACAAGCAAUACCCGGGCACGAAUGCGAUUGGCGUCAGUCGCGAAGGUCUCAUCAUUCUGCGACUCCCGCAAAAGGAGCCAUUGGCGAUUGCCACCUUCAAGGCCAUCUCCAAUUGGUCGUCGGCGAAGAACGACGCGCUGGGCGUAGUUGCCGGCUCGCUGAUGAACCCGCAGCGGCUCGUCUUCAACACACCACAUGCCCAGCAAGUGGUGCAGGCGCUCGAGAAGAUGGUGGAGAAGCUGGUGCAGGGGAGGAGAAAGGAGGAGGAGAGCCACAGGCCCAACUACAUGCCCUGCGCCACGUUCCGCUCCACCUUGCUCACACCCAAGAAGCCGUUCUAG
Acanthamoeba castellanii str. Neff is the source of this 1038-nucleotide messenger RNA. RefSeq names its product FERM central domain containing protein. Gene Ontology annotation, cellular component: cytoskeleton. Lineage: Eukaryota; Discosea; Longamoebia; Acanthamoebidae. The transcript has 9 exons. The record is from RefSeq and is a predicted model, not a curated record. Bases 1 to 1038 code for a protein of 345 amino acids.